Messenger RNA from Trametes versicolor FP-101664 SS1, 2526 nucleotides. RefSeq names its product oligopeptide transporter. Gene Ontology annotation, molecular function: oligopeptide transmembrane transporter activity. The transcript has 18 exons. Gene Ontology annotation, biological process: transmembrane transport. Bases 34 to 2409 code for a protein of 791 amino acids. The record is from RefSeq and is a predicted model, not a curated record. Lineage: Eukaryota; Fungi; Basidiomycota; Agaricomycetes; Polyporales; Polyporaceae.
CUCUAGCUGCUUCAACGCUCCUCGCCCGCGCCCAUGGCUUCCCAGGACGGCGUCGAACAGCUCCCUCAGCUCACUGCUGCACAGGGCGGCCAGUCCCCCACCGACUCCUUCGACGAGAAGGCGGGACUCGGCCAUGACACCAAGCUCACCAAGCGGGUCAGCUCCGACUCCUCCCUCGGGUCUGGCAAGGACGGCGAGCCGGACGGCAAGUCGGAGUACGACGAGGAGCACAAGGUGCGGUACGUCAACGGCGAGCCUGUUAUCACGACUGGCUGGGACGUCUCGCGCUACCUCGUCGACACCCGUGACGACGGUGACCCCGCAAUCACCUUCCGUUCGCUCCUGCUCGGGACGGUCUUCGCCGGGCUGGGCGCUGCCCUCUGUCAGAUUUACCUCUUCAAGCCCGUCCAGGUCUCGAUAUCGACGGUCUUCCUCCUCCUGCUCAUCUACAGCUUUGGAGUCGCGUGGGCCAAGUAUCUCCCGCGUCGUGAGUGGGUUGAGAACACUCGGUUCGCCCGGUUUGGCCCGGCCCUGCACUUCUUCAAUCCUGGCGAGUUCAAGAUCAAGGAGCAUGUCGUUGCUUCUCUGGUUGCUUCCACUGCGGCGGGUGGCAGCGCCGCUGUUAUGAACUUCGCUGUGCAGCGCCUCUACUACGACACGAAUGUAGAAGCCACCACUGCUGUACUCGCUACCUUCUCCACCGCCUGCUUCGGUUACGGUCUCGUGGGCCUUUUGCGUCCCCUCACCGUAUACCCUAGCGAGAUGGUCUACUGGGGUAACCUGCCCACCGUGUCCAUCUUCCAAACUCUUCACUUCGACAGCGCCGCGAACCACAAACGUCUGAAGCUCUUCUGGGGCGCGUUCACGGGCAUGUUCAUCUGGGAGAUCUUCCCGGCCUACGUCUUCCCGCUCCUGAACGGCAUCAACAUAUUCUGCCUCGCGACGCAGCAUGUCCCCAUCGGCGCACAGGAUGUGAUCACGAACCUCUUCGGGGGCACGGACGGUAACGAGGGCCUCGGCUUUAUGAGUCUCUCGCUCGACUGGCAGUACAUCACCUCUGUAUACAUGAGCUUCCCGCUCAUCCAGCAAGCCAACUCGUGGGUGGGGUAUGCGGUUUGCUACAUCGCCAUCAUGGGCAUCUACUACUCGGACGUCUGGAACUCGAAAGCGUUCCCGAUGCUCUCCACGUCGCUGUACUCUCAGAGCGGCACGCGGUACAACCAGACCGCCAUCUUCGGCACCACCUUCACCCUCAACCAGACCGCGCUAGAGGAGAUUGGUCUUCCAGCGUUGACCGGUUCGAACGCGUGGGCUAACCUUUGUGCCAACCUCGGCAUCGGUGGCCUUAUCGCCCACACAGUGCUCUUCUGGGGCCCUUCCGUUUGGGACUCCUUCAAGCAGGCGCGUGCCAAGACCCAGCCCGACCCCCACUGGAAGAUCGUGAACAAGAACUACCACGAGGUACCAUGGUGGUGGUAUCUCUGCUUACUCGCGUUGUCCUUCUUUGCUGGCUUGAUCGUCGUGUUCAAGGGCCAGACUACUCUCCCGUGGUGGGCGUACAUCCUCUCUCUCCUGCUCGGAGCCUUCAUCACCCCCUUCUCGACCACGCUGUACGCGCGCAUGGGUAACGGUAUCGCGACGAACCAGCUGAUGAAGAUGGUCGCCGGCGCAGUCAACCCCGGGAAGCCCGUAGCCAACCUCUACUUCUCGAUGUGGAGCCACGACGUCAUUUCGACGUCUAUCAACCUCGCAGGCGAUCUGAAGAUGGGCCAAUACCUGAAGAUCCCGCCCCGCGCCAUGUUCCUCACGCAGAUUUGGGGUACUAUCCUUGGCGCGAUCGUGAACUACGUCGUCAUGGUCUCCGUCGUGGAUGCACAGCGCGACAUCCUGCUCGACCCUCGUGGUACGAACGUUUGGAGUGGUCAGUACCCGCAGAGCUUGAACAGCGCCGCAGUGACCUGGUCACUUGCGAAGCAGCUCUACGGUCCCCACGGGCCAUAUAUCUGGAUCCCCCUUUCCCUCGUCUUCGGCAUGAUCCCCACAUUCAUCCAGUGGCUCCUCGCCAAACGCUACCCCACGAUCGCCGGCCUGCGCACCGACAGCAUCGUCCUCCCCAUCAUCUACCAGUACGCGCAGUGGAUGUCGUCCGGCACGAACUCGCCCGUGAUGUCCGCGAUCAUCGUCGGGUUGGUGUCGCAGCUGUGGCUGAGGCGGUACCACCCCGCGUGGUACAAGAAGUACAACUUCAUCCUCGGCGGUGCGCUCGACGGCGGAGCGCAGGUUAUGAUCUUCAUCCUCUCAUUCGCCGUGUUCGGCGCGUCGGGCGUGCCGAAGCCGUUCCCGACGUGGUGGGGCAACCCCGCGGUGGGCAACGUAGAUUAUUGUAACGGUAAUGGCGCGCUCGACUAAGCGUAGCCUUUAAAGUGGAAUGUUGUACAUGUAGUUUACUUACUUACGGUACUCUCACGACUCUCUGAUGUUUUACGUUUUUGGUUCUGGGGCAGUAACAAUGGAAAUCUCUGUAGC